AUGCCUAGGCCGAUCUCCCCCCUUUCUGACUCACUUCCCCCUCUGAUCUUUGGGACCGCCACCUUCAACUAUCAGUACAAUGUCGAUCCAUACGCCUUGGGCCCUACCGCUCUCGUCCAGAAAGCUCUUGCCCAGGGAAUCCAUGCUUUCGACACCUCUCCUUACUAUGGACCUGCCGAAGAGAUCCUCGGGACAGCUCUCGACACUGACCUAGUUCGCAGACACUACUGUCGGGACGACUAUUUCCUUCUCACCAAGGUCGGCCGAAUCGCCGCUGAUGUCUUUGACUACUCUCCGUCCUGGGUGAGACAAAGUGUCCAGCGGAGUUGCAAGCGUUUGCGAACCGAUUACCUUGACGUCGUCUAUUGCCAUGACUGCGAGUUCGUAUCUCCCGAGGAGGUUCUCGCUGCCGUCCGCGAGCUUCGUCGCAUCCGUGACGAGGAAGGAACCCUCAAGUAUGUCGGCAUUUCCGGUUAUCCAGUUCAUGUUCUUUGUGAUCUGGCCGAAAUGAUUCUCCGCAAGACCGGGGAAGCUCUCGAUAUCGUUCAGUCUUAUGCGAAUUUUACCCUCCAAAACACAAGGUUGCUUUCUGAAGGCCUCCAGCGGCUUAUCAACACCGGCGUCAACGUUGUAACGAAUGCUAGCCCUCUGGGCAUGGGCCUGUUAAGAAGAGAUGGCCCUUCAGUAGGCGCGAUGGGUAAUUGGCAUCCAGCACCAAAUGAUCUGCGCCAGGCGUGUAUCGACGCCGGAAAAUGGGCCGAAACCAAAGGAGAAAAGUUGGAAGUUGUAGCGGUUCGAUUUGCCCUCGAAAACUGGCUCCGCGAAGGUUCCAAAGUGGGAGCCCUGGGUAGUCCUCUGGGGAAGACUGACGCUUCUUACGGGCACGCCCUGACAUUGCCUCGAGAAAAACUUGGUGUCAGUGUCAUGGGUGUGAGUAAAAUGGAAGAGCUUGAUGAGACCAUGCGAGUUUGGAGAAGUGUCCUCGACGGUUUGGCUGACGAUCUUGAUGCUGAACCAGGAACCAUCACUCCAUCAGAUGCCGUCAGUGACCAUGAAUGGUCUCUUUGGCGUCGACAAGCUAUUCGUGUCCUUGCUAAAGGGAUCCGAGAAGUUAUCGGCCCUCAGUGGGUGGAUUAUGCUUGGGCCUCUCCAGACCCUGGAUUUGUUAACCAACGACUGAACUCAUUCGUGGUUGAGACGCCACAAGCCGAGGCGCCGGCAGCGGAUACUGCAAUGUUGACGCCGCCUUCAGAAGCAGAUGACAACGGGAUUCCCGUCGAUGUCCCUGCUUUAUGCUGUGAAGCGUAA
Molecule: messenger RNA, 1308 nt
Organism: Rhinocladiella mackenziei CBS 650.93
Lineage: Eukaryota; Fungi; Ascomycota; Eurotiomycetes; Chaetothyriales; Herpotrichiellaceae
Exons: 2
Coding region: 1-1308 (435 amino acids)
Biological process (GO): dehydro-D-arabinono-1,4-lactone biosynthetic process
Cellular component (GO): cytosol
Molecular function (GO): D-arabinose 1-dehydrogenase [NAD(P)+] activity
Source: RefSeq, a predicted model, not a curated record